Molecule: messenger RNA, 2318 nt
Organism: Homalodisca vitripennis (glassy-winged sharpshooter)
Lineage: Eukaryota; Metazoa; Arthropoda; Insecta; Hemiptera; Cicadellidae
Gene: dock
Product: cytoplasmic protein NCK1
Molecular function (GO): protein binding
Source: RefSeq, a predicted model, not a curated record
CGGUGAGGGUGUGUGUAGUUUCAGUUUGUCAAAAGGAAUCAUUUUAGUUCUAUCUAUGAGUGGAGAAAGAAUAUGUCAAGUUUGAAAAUAGUGAUUGGUGUGCAGUAGUAGUUGAGAUGGCUCGUGUGCUGUGACUACCAGCCUUGGGUCUGCUGCUCCGAUAUGUUGGACUCACGGUCCGUCACCGCUGACAGACAUCUGGUCAAGUCCAACGGCGUGCGGCCCCCUCCCCACCAUAUGGCAGCGAUGCGCUCUCACAGCAAAACUGGCCAAGACGAUGUGUGCUACGUGGUCGCCAAGUACGACUACGCGGCGCAGGGAGCUCAGGAGCUGGACUUGCGCAAAAACGAACGCUACCUGCUACUCGACGAUUCCAAGCACUGGUGGCGAGUUCAGAACGCUCGCAAUCAGGCCGGCUACGUACCCAGCAACUAUGUCAAAAAGGAGAAACCAUCGUUGUUUGACAGUAUUAAGAAAAAAGUGAAAAAGGGCGGUGGGGGAUCGAAGACCCUCCCCUCCAGCAGUUCCCCACGAGCCAUUGAGAGUCCGACGAUGGCCAGGCGGCUCCCUGCCGAUCCUUCUGAGGCCAUCGGCACUGCUGUAGUCAAGUACAACUAUCAGGCGCAGCAGGCGGACGAGCUCUCCCUCAUCAAAGGCACCCGCAUCCUCAUCCUGGAGAAGAGCAAUGACGGGUGGUGGAGGGGACAGAGCGGGUCACAGGCAGGCUGGUUCCCCAGCAACUACACGCAGGAGGAGGCGGACAUUGACGACACGCUGCACACGUACGCGAUGGCUGAAAACGUACUAGACAUCGUGGUGGCGCUCUACUCCUUCACUUCCACCAACGACCAGGAGCUUUCCUUCGAGAAGGGCGACCGGCUAGAGAUACUGGACCGACCGCCUACAGACCCCGAGUGGUACAAGGCCCGCAACGGGCAGGGCCAGGUCGGUCUGGUGCCGAGGAACUAUCUGCAGGAACUGAGUGAGUAUUUGACACAGCCGUUGAGAGACCGAGUGGCUGGCGGGAGGUGUGAGCGAGGGGACUCGCUGGAGCGGCGGAACAACGUGCAGGACCGGCCCCACCUGGUGGGCAAGGCAUGGUACUACGGCGCAAUCACGCGAGCGCAGUGCGACAAUCUGCUCAACCAGCAAGGACACGACGGCGACUUCCUCAUACGAGACAGUGAGACCAAUAUGGGUGACUAUUCAGUCUCGCUAAAGGCGCCUGGCAGAAACAAACACUUCCGUGUGCACGUGGAAGGUGCGCUGUACUGCAUCGGCCAGCGCAAGUUCCACACCCUAGAUCAGCUGGUGGACCACUACCAACGUGCCCCCAUCUACACCAACAAGCAGGGCGAGAAACUCUACCUGGUGCGCCCGCUGCCUCGGCCCGCCAACAGUUGCUAAUCUCUCAGUUCCGUUACCAAAGCGAGGACUCGACAGCCUCACCAGUAGUCUUUAGUUUUUUAUCGCUUGAAGCGCAGCAUUUUAGUGUGAUUUAUUUAUAUUUUAUCCGAUGCUGUGAACAGAGAUACUCGAUUCGUACAACGACGUUCAGUUUUAUUUUUGUUUCGUGACGACGGUUGCCGUUUUACAUGACAGCUCAAAAGUUUUUGAAGGGCGUUUUGUAACUUUUUUAUUUUUAAGUUGUUUCGGAGAGAGUUCUGUGUCUCCUAGUCUACGGCUAAUACUCGAGAGAUGGACGGCCUUUCCAGGUUGUGAUGUGAUAUCUGUACUGGUCCACGAUAGAUUUUUAUAACAUGGAAAUUGAUUGCUGUUUUUCCAAUUUUUGUAUCGGUCCUAAGAUCGCGGCAUGCCGGUUUGUAAUGUAUUUUGUAUUUAAGAAUAUAUAUAUUUUGUAGCAUUGUUACAAUUGAAGUGUAUAUGUGUUGUAUGAGUGUGCACCAUAUUUUUUUUAUUAAGUGUUUUAGUUUAACGCGAACGUCCAAAGCCUCCACUACAUUUACUAAAGCUUGUUGCAUUUCGUUUAACACCAGUAGUGUUCUUUUCUUUUUUCCACGCAUUUAUUCACAGUGUUAAUCUUCGCUUGUCAGUUUGAGUUAACACCAAGCGGACGUGAUUCUCAUUUGAGGCAAUAGUUUGCAAUCACUGUUUACGCAGCAGAUUUAUUUCUACAAUUAUUAUAACAAACAAGACAUCACAUAUUUAUUUUUAUCAUAAUGUUGUUAUUUGAAUCUCGAACUAAAGUCUGGACAGUAGAACUAGCCUAGUAUAAAAGUAAAUUAAUGUUGUCAACUUUAUUAUGAUCUAAUUAUAUGUAAGGUGACACUAAAACAAUAUUAGUGUUUGCUAACGCA